CUCUUAAACAUUGAGAUUAUAAAAUACACUUAUACAUAUAUGUACGUACAUCUUUAUUAAAAUUAUUUAAAACUGAAUGAAAUUGAUAAAUAGCAAUAAAUAACGAAAAUCAAACAAUGCGACUCAUAUGUUUCCAAUGUCUAGUGAAACACUGUAGUUGGAAAAAUCAAUUUAUUUGAAUCAGACGUGAAUUUCAUUAUAUGUACGCUACUAUAAAAAUAUUUUUUGAUCGGUAAAUGUUAAAAAAAUUGAAAUGUUUUGCAAAAAAAGGAUAUUUUAAUUGUGAGCAAUUACAAAAAUAUAAAAAUUCCUUCAGAAGACAACGAGGACUCAACAUUACUUAAGCAAAAUAUGAGAGAAAAAUUUGUGAAUUUUAAGAAAUCACUUGAAAAUCAAAAUUUUAUUGUAAAUAUAUUAUCAAUAUUUUUUGGAAUAGCUGCAUGGCUUGGGGUUAAUUCAAUAUUUGUCCAAUUACCGCUUAUUGUUGAAACAGCUCCUGAAGGCUGGAAUUUGCCGUCAUAUAUUGUGGUUAUAGUUCAACUUGGUAAUAUUGGACCAAUAAUUUAUACAUUACUAAAUAAAAUAUACCCCCACAAAAUAAAGGAUGCAUAUAUGAUUUACGUUGUUUUAAUAAUUGGAUCUAUUUCAAUAUUACUUACGGCUUUUCUGUAUAAUAAAACGGUGAAUAUCAAUGAAGUGGAAUACAGUUUAGCACUACUUAUAUUGGUAUUCUUCUUGGCACUUAACGCUUGUACAAGUUCUGUACUAUUUAUGCCAUAUAUGGGAAGAUUUCGUGCGGUUUACUUAAUAAUGUAUUUAAUAGGAGAAGGUUUAAGCGGUUUUUUAUUAAGUAUCGUUGCAUUAAUUCAAGGAAUUGGUGGUAAUUCAAAGUGUAUAGAAGUGAAUACGACAAAUGGUGCAACAAUAUAUGAAAAAUAUACCCCACCACCAUUAUUUGCUACUUCGGAUUUUUUUAUUUUUGUGUUUUCAUUAAUGUUAUGCUGCAGUAUUGGUUUCACUUUACUUGAUAACUUAAGUAUUUGUAAAAAAGAAUAUGCAGCUGUUAAAAUCAAUCACGGAAAUCACUAUGAAUAUGAUACCUCAGAUAUUUUAGAAGAAAAUGUCAAAAAAUCUAAAUCCAAUGAAAAUAUUGUUACUUCCACGAAUACCAAAAUAAAUAUUACAUCAAAGCAGCACAAAUUAUUAUUAUUAAUAUUAGCUAUUGUUUGUAUGUUUGGUAACGGUAUAAUACCAAGCGUUCAAUCAUAUUCUUGUCUACCCUAUGGAAAUAUUAUUUACCAUUUAACAGUAGUUUUUACUUAUAUUGCAAGCCCACUGUCUUGUUUUUUGGCUAUUUUUUUAAAACAUACUUCUGUCAAAUUAAUAUUAACAUUGUCUGGAAUUGUUACUAUUGUUGCAAGUUAUUGCUUAAUUACAGCUAUAUUAAGUCCAAAGCCACCACUAUUUGAAACAUUAGGAGGAGGAAUAAUCAUUAUAGUUGCAUGGACUUCAUUCGUGGGUGUAGUUAGUUAUAUUAAGCUUUCAAUAACAGCUAUAAUGAGAUUACAAGCUGGGAAAUCGUUAGUCUGGACAGGUGCAAUAUCACAAGCCGGAUCUGCUGUUGGUUCAAUUAUUGGAUUUUGUUUAAUUAAUUAUACAAAAAUAUUUAUCUCAUCUGAACCAUGUUGAAUUUGAGUAUUUAUUUAAUUAAAUUUUUUAAAAUAAGUGGUAUUAUACUAACAUUGUAUUACAUGUAAUUGUCAAACCCAUUUAUUUUACAAAUUAAACUGUUUAUUUAUACCAAAUUUAUUUUAUGGAAAUACUUUCAGCAUUGUUUAGGAAAUAAAUAAAUAAUUCAAUGAGUAUCUGAAUAUAAAUCAAAUAUUUAAUAAUGGUUUAUCAUCCACAUUUUGUCGAUCGCGUCAAUGAGGUGAUUGAAAUGUCUAUCUAGUCAUGUGCCUUCACUUUUCCAUAAUAUAAAUCAGUAAACUAUCAAUAUCAACAUACGAUUAACAAAACAAAAAAAUAUCUAUUCAUGCGAUGUCUUCAAUGUCAAAUUCAUAAAAUAAAUAUGAUUCAACUAUAUUUCAUAUGGGAAGAAAAAUAAUAAUAAUGAUGUUCAUUACCUUUUGAAAAAUAUAAUAUUUGACAGUUUAAUUAAAGCU
Condylostylus longicornis is the source of this 2165-nucleotide messenger RNA. RefSeq names its product solute carrier family 52, riboflavin transporter, member 3-like. NCBI's taxonomy places the organism in Eukaryota, Metazoa, Arthropoda, Insecta, Diptera, Dolichopodidae. The transcript has 5 exons. Gene Ontology annotation, cellular component: plasma membrane. The record is from RefSeq and is a predicted model, not a curated record. The coding region runs from base 352 to 1689 and encodes 445 amino acids. Gene Ontology annotation, biological process: riboflavin transport. Gene Ontology annotation, molecular function: riboflavin transmembrane transporter activity.